GACCGAGUGAAGACCCGAGAGUCACUGGAAGCGCAAGAUGGCGACAGCGGCCGCAGCGUCGCCUUCAGAACCAGAGGCUGAGCCGAAGACUGGCCCCAACGCUGAGGGAGAGGAGGAUGAGGUUAAGGCGGCCAGGACGAGGGGGCAGGUGCUGACGCGGACGGUAGCCGCUGCGACGUACAAGACCAUGGGGCCGGGGUGGGACCAGCAGGAGGAAGGCGUGAGUGAGAGCGAUGGAGAUGAGGAGUACGCCAUGGCUUCCUCGGCGGAGAGCUCCCCGGGGGAGUACGAGUGGGAGUACGACGAAGAGGAGGAGAAGAACCAGCUGGAGAUCGAGCGGCUGGAGGAGCAGCUGUCUAUCAACAUCUAUGACUACAACUGCCACGUGGACCUGAUCCGGCUGCUGCGGCUGGAAGGGGAGCUUUCCAAGGUGAGGACAGCCCGCCAGAAGAUGAGCGAGAUCUUCCCCUUGACUGAAGAGCUCUGGCUGGAGUGGCUGCAUGAUGAGAUCAGCAUGGCCCUGGAUGGCCUGGACAGAGAGCACGUGUACGACCUCUUUGAGAAAGCCGUGAAGGAUUAUAUUUGUCCGAACAUUUGGCUAGAGUAUGGCCAGUACUCAGUUGGUGGGAUUGGUCAGAAAGGUGGCCUUGAGAAAGUCCGUUCUGUGUUUGAAAGGGCCCUCUCAUCUGUUGGUUUACAUAUGACCAAGGGACUCGCCAUCUGGGAGGCUUAUCGGGAGUUCGAGAGUGCGAUUGUGGAAGCCGCACGGCCCAUAGCUGGUUUCCUUUCCCCUUUUGACCGGGAACAAACCUUUGAUUCACAGCUGGAGAAAGUCCACAGUCUCUUCCGGCGACAGUUGGCGAUCCCACUCUAUGAUAUGGAGGCAACAUUUGCAGAGUAUGAAGAGUGGUCGGAAGAACCAGUACCGGAGUCGGUAAUUCAGAACUAUAACAAAGCACUACAGCAGUUGGAGAAAUACAAACCCUAUGAGGAAGCGCUGUUACAAGCAGAGGCCCCCAGGCUGGCUGAAUAUCAAGCAUACAUCGAUUUUGAGAUGAAAAUCGGCGAUCCUGCUCGCAUUCAGUUGAUCUUUGAGCGUGCCCUGGUCGAGAACUGCCUUGUCCCAGACUUAUGGAUCCGUUACAGUCAGUACCUAGAUCGACAGCUGAAAGUAAAGGAUUUGGUGUUAUCUGUACAUAAUCGUGCUGUUAGAAACUGCCCCUGGACAGUUGCCCUUUGGAGUCGGUACCUCUUGGCCAUGGAAAGGCAUGGAGUAGAGCAUCGAGUGAUUGCUGUGACCUUCGAGAAAGCUUUGAGUGCUGGCUUCAUUCAGGCCACCGAUUAUGUGGAGAUUUGGCAGGCGUAUCUUGAUUACCUGAGGAGAAGGGUUGAUUUCAAACAAGACUCCAGUAAAGAGCUGGAAGAGCUGAGGUCCACAUUCAGUCGCGCUUUGGAGUAUCUGAAACAGGAGGUAGAAGAGCGUUUCAAUGAGAGUGGAGAUCCAAGCUGCAUGAUUAUGCAGAACUGGGCUAGGAUUGAGGCUCGACUGUGCAAUAACAUGCAGAAAGCUCGGGAACUCUGGGAUAGCAUCAUGACCAAAGGAAACGCCAAGUAUGCCAAUAUGUGGCUGGAGUAUUACAACCUGGAGAGGGCACAUGGUGACACCCAGCACUGCAGGAAGGCUCUGCACCGGGCUGUGCAGUGUACCAGUGACUACCCAGAGCAUGUCUGUGAAGUCUUGCUCACCAUGGAGAGGACAGAAGGUACUUUAGAAGAUUGGGAUAUAGCCAUUCAGAAAACUGAAACUCGAUUAGCACGUGUUAAUGAGCAGAGAAUUAAGGCUGCGGAGAAGGAAGCAGCCCUCGCCCAGCAAGAAGAAGAAAAGGCCGAACAACGGAAGAGGGCCCGGGCUGAGAAGAAAGCAUUGAAAAAGAAGAAAAAGACCCGAGGCAUGGACAAGCACAAGGCAGAUGAAGACGAUGAGAAGGAGUGGGGCGAUGAUGAAGAAGAGCCACCUCCCAAACGCAGAAGAGUUGAGAACAGCAUCCCUCCACCUGUAGAAGCCCAGGACCUAGAAGCAGAAACUGGACUCUUUGGGAAAAGUGUGCCCCUUGAUGUUGACCCCCCCUCAAAGCAGAAGGAGAGGGCGGCUGCCCUGAAGAGGGAUGUGCCCAAGGUGCUGCACGACAGCACCAAGGACAGUGUCACCGUCUUUGUCAGCAACCUGCCCUAUAGCAUGGGCGAGCCAGACACCAAGCUGCGGCCACUCUUUGAGGCCUGUGGGGAAGUGGUUGACAUCCGCCCCAUAUUCAGCAACCGGGGUGAUUUCCGAGGCUACUGCUACGUGGAGUUUAAAGAAGAGAAGUCGGCCCUGCAGGCACUGGAGUUGGACCGGAAUAAUGUAGAAGGGAGGCCAAUGUUUGUUUCCCCCUGCGUGGAUAAGAGCAAGAACCCCGACUUCAAGGUGUUCAGGUAUAGCACUGCCCUGGAGAAGCACAAGCUGUUUGUCUCAGGCCUGCCCUUUUCCUGCACUAAAGAGGAGCUGGAAGAGAUCUGUAGGGCCCAUGGCACUGUGAGGGACAUCAGGCUGGUCACCAACCGGGCUGGCCGACCGAAGGGUUUGGCCUAUGUGGAGUAUGAAAAUGAAUCCCAGGCGUCACAGGCUGUAAUGAAGAUGGAUGGCAUGACUAUCAAAGAGAAUGUCAUCAAAGUGGCCAUCAGCAAUCCGCCUCAGAGGAAAGCUCCAGAAAAGCCAGAGGCAAGGAAAGCCCCGGGUGGCACUGGCCCCAUGGUGCCACGGCAGAUUUAUGGCGCGAGGGGGAAGGGAAGGACGCAGCUUGCCCUGCUGCCUCGCGCCCUACGACGCCCGGGCGCUCCAGGGGCCCAGGCCGAGAACGGCCCCGCUCCGCAGCCGGCAGUCCCCACCUCAGCAGCUACCGAGGCACCCAAGAUGUCCAAUGCCGAUUUUGCCAAGUUGCUGCUGAGAAAAUGAACGGAACUUUGAGAGGAGGAGGGAGACGCCUUACUUCAUGCUGGCCAGGAAGAUCACCAGGCCCUCGGCUGUACCCUGGGUAUGGAAGGGCCCCAGAGCAGCGCCUACUUUCACAGAUUUUCCUCUGGUUUAGACAGAAAGGGAAAAGGGUGUCCAAGGAAGAGCCUGAAAGUGCUCCCUCAUAUUGAGGGCGAUGGAGAAAAACGAUCACUCCACAAGUUGGGCACAGGGUGUAAUUCCCUAAGAUAUUUUUGUGUCUUAGAAAGGGAGAAACAGAAGUGAAACUCACACCCACCAUUUUGAGACCCACUUGUCCAAAUGUUUUUGGCCACCUCUGGCCCCUUUUAUAAGACGCUCCUCUUACACCCUGCAGAGCACACGUGCCACCCACUCUUUUAAUUUUUAAAAGAUAUAACAGCAGAUGCUAGUAAUUCACCAGAAUGGCCUAUUUUAGUAAAGGGGUGGGGACAGGGAAGUCACAUAAAUAUUUGAUGGGUUUUUGUUCAAGGGGGCUGUGUGUUUUUAUAUUAUGUAUUUGUAAAUGACACAUCAACUCAUUGUUUUGUUUCCUGAAAACAAAAUAUUUGUGACAUUUGUUUUAUAUAGCAGUUGUGUGUGCCACCUGCUGUGGACCAUUUUCUUUGCCUAGUGACUAGUGACCGGUGUUGCUCUUCAGUUUUGUUUAAAUGCCAUGUCAAGUACAAACUUAAACUUUCCUCAUUUAGCUGUUUAUUAAACUGAAUUUCUCCUUAAA
Messenger RNA from Manis javanica (Malayan pangolin), 3746 nucleotides. The record is from RefSeq and is a predicted model, not a curated record. Lineage: Eukaryota; Metazoa; Chordata; Mammalia; Pholidota; Manidae.